UUGAGAUUAAACGGAUUAGAUGUACAACUAGUUGUCCUUGCGAAUGCAAUUCCCUGCCACCGACACCAGGUUCCAUCUUUACCGCGUAAAGUAACGAAACUCCAACUUCACCCAUUAAUGCAAUGCAACCAUAUUCUUCAAACAAAACAAAGUAUCUUCCAUUCUUUCUUCUUCUCUAAAAUCUCUAAAAUGGGUUCUCUCCCACAUUUGCCAAAUGGUGUUUCUCCCAAACAAAGCCUUAACGAUCUAAUUGACGAAACCACCCUCACUGAUCUCUUCAAAUCCCAACAAAACCAUCUCAACUUCUUCUUCGACCGAAUCGACCAUUCCCAAACCCUAUCAUUCACCCGCGCUCUCCUCAACACUACCGGCACCGUCUUCUUCACCGGCGUCGGCAAAUCCGGCUUCGUCGCUCACAAAAUCUCACAAACACUCGUCUCCCUCGGUAUCCGCUCCUCCUUCCUCUCCCCCGUCGACGCUCUUCACGGAGACAUCGGAAUUCUCUCCGAUAGCGAUGUACUCGUUCUUCUCAGCAAAUCCGGCGCCACGGAGGAGCUUCUGCGGCUUGUUCCAUGUGCUAGAGCGAAAGGCGCACGUUUAAUCGCUGUUACGUCUGUUGAAGGGAACGCGCUCUCGGCGGUGUGUGAUAUGACCGUGCAUUUGCCGUUGGAGAGAGAGUUAUGUCCUUUUAACCUUGCGCCGGUUACUUCUACGGCGAUUCAAAUGGUUUUUGGUGAUACUGUUGCUAUUGCGCUUAUGGCUGCACGGAAUCUUACCAAGGAUGAGUAUGCUGCUAAUCAUCCUGCCGGUAAAAUCGGCAAGAGCCUUAUCUUCAAGGUAAGAGAUGUGAUGAAGAAGGACGAGGAGCUUCCGAUUUGCAGAGAAUCAGAUUUGAUUAUGGAUCAGCUUGUGGAGCUGACAAGUAAAGGAUGUGGAUGUUUGCUUGUUAUAGAUGACAAUCGUCGUCUGAUUGGAACAUUUACCGAUGGUGAUCUGCGUCGUACACUCAAAGCUAGUGGUGAAGCCAUUUUCAAGCUUACUGUGGGUAAAAUGUGCAACAGGAAUCCGAGAACUAUUGGUCCAGAUGCUAUGGCAGUGGAUGCCAUGAAGAAGAUGGAAGCACCUCCAUCACCAGUUCAGUUUUUGCCUGUGAUAGAUGAUGACAAUGUUGUGAUUGGGAUUGUCACGUUGCAUGGCUUGGUUUCUGCUGGGUUGUAAUUAUUUCGGGUCAAUCUUAGAGCUUGUUUUACCAUUCGUUUAUUGAAUCAUUCUUUCCAGUUCAUGCUAUUAGCAUUUGAAUCCGCCUAUUCCGAGCUUGUUUUACCGUCAAUAGGAUUUUUUUCAUCUUAUUUUUGGUCCAAAAGGAUGCAAAUUAUUUUAUGCUAUGCCUGGCUUUGUUGUACUGGUUAUCCGUGUGUCUAUUAUUGAUGUACUUUCAGGAAGUAAGAUAUUGUUGUAACUGAAGAUUUGUAUAUUAUUAAUUUAUCCUUGUAUAUUGGUCUGAAUUGAAAUACUUUUCAAUUCUUUUUAACA
This is a messenger RNA of Medicago truncatula (barrel medic), 1533 nucleotides long. Its product is annotated as probable arabinose 5-phosphate isomerase. Gene Ontology annotation, molecular function: carbohydrate derivative binding; isomerase activity. NCBI's taxonomy places the organism in Eukaryota, Viridiplantae, Streptophyta, Magnoliopsida, Fabales, Fabaceae. The record is from RefSeq and is a predicted model, not a curated record. The transcript is spliced from 3 exons. Bases 118 to 1218 code for a protein of 366 amino acids. Gene Ontology annotation, biological process: carbohydrate derivative metabolic process; carbohydrate metabolic process.